AUGAACAAGGAAGACUUUUCUGGGUUGAAGGAAAGGCAGGCGUUGCUUUUUGGGGAGAAUAAGGAGGGGCAAGCGCUUGAACCGCUGGGGGCGCCGCCAUCGGUGUUCCCUGAAGAGAAGCUGGCACCCAGGUCGAUGCUCCCUGAGGCGGGGCAGGGGCAGGAGAAGCUUGUGUCAAGGUCGAUGAUCCCUGAGGCAGGGCAGGGGCAGGAGGAGCAGACGCCUGUACCGCUGGAGAGACAGUUGCCGCCAUUGGUGUUCCCUGAGGAGGAACAGGGAC
Messenger RNA from Klebsormidium nitens, 280 nucleotides. The record is from the annotation of a GenBank genome assembly. Lineage: Eukaryota; Viridiplantae; Streptophyta; Klebsormidiophyceae; Klebsormidiales; Klebsormidiaceae.